CGGGCAAGUACAGAUGAAAGAACAUCUCCCAACUUGUGUACAGUUGAUGAUGUAACAGUUGAUUACACAGUCUGCAUGGGGGUUUCAGUGUUUUAGUCCCUGAAAUGAUUCUGGAUUUUGAUGGCUGGUAGUAAAGAAGUUAGCCAUAACUUCAAUGGUGGAAAAGUUUGAAAGUUCUGGAGAGCAUACUUUUGUUGAGACAAAAAAUGUGAAUAACCACACACGUUUCCAGGAGGAGUUAAAAACGUGAAAUCAACCACAGGAAGUUCAUGAAGUCACUCCUGAAAGAAGACACAGCUGCUCCAGCUCCUGUUAUAGAAAAAACACAGAGAAGCAAGUUAUGACACUGGUGACAGGAUUUGAAGCCCCUGAAAAGUAGAGCACUGAAAACUAAAUCUCUGUACCUCAUAAUGAGAAAAUUAUAAAGGAAACCAUGGAAGUCAUGUUUACAUGUCAAAAAUGAAGUAAAGGAAAUGUAAUUGUGUCUCACUGCUCUCAUUGUGAUAUAUGUGAAUUGAUUCUGAGAAUCAAAAUCUGUCUAUCAAUGGGAUCAAAAUCAAAACAGAAGACCAAAAGUUUGGAUCAAUGAAUCACCUGUGACUAAUUGUGUCACUUAAAGGAAACAAGGACUUGACAGAAAAAGGUGGAAAAAAUUCUAAUAUACUGUUAGUGCCACACAGUGGAUUACAACAUUGUGCCUGGUUUAAAAGGGAUCAGAUACUGAGGAAAGAGGACUCCUUACUGCACAUCUUCAUUCCUCAUUGAAAUCAGAUUUCUGUCCUAAUGGAUGGAUAUCAGUGAAUCAGCUUACGAAAACAACCCUUACAAGUGUGAAACACAGUUCUUAUUCUACCAAACAUAUAGAUUACUAAUAAACAAGAACAACUGAUCAAACCACAGCUUAGAACCGAUUUUUUCAUGACAGGGAAUCCUUGGAAAUGCAACAAAAACAACAUUUGUUUCAACAAAGUUCAAGGAAAAUCCUCCAAGUCUUCUAACAAUUGCCUAGAAAUCUGUGAGGUUCCUGGAAAACGUGUUCCUAGCACAACCAACAACCAAGCUGGAGCUGUUGUACGAAUCAUACCUGUUGUUUUGACAUUUCCUUUCACCUGAUGAAACCCCAGUCCUAACUUGUCCUUUUCCAAAACCAACAACGUUAAUAGAAAAAAAUCAGUUGAUAGUGUUGUUAAUGCUACAGAUUUUACUCCUACUUAAGGUAAUCUGUUGAAAAAAACAACUUCAUCUUAAUUGUGAAGACAAGUAUAUGACAACUAUUACAAAAAUUCAUACAAGGAAUAUUGGAUGCACUAUUGUGUUAUUUUUCUGUGAGUAGCCAAGUGGAUUUAUUGAAGGCUAUCAUUAUUGAAGACCUUCCACAACAAUUACAAUCACGUGGUGAAGGGGAGGAUUGACAAAUUCUCAAGAAAAGCAAAUGUGGAUUUAUAUGAUGAAAUAACACCCUUGGGCCUAAUGAUGGUGGAUAAUUUUGUAGUUCUAUUGUGCCAAUAUUUUAGAAGUGGCUAUACCAUUUAAUUCUUCAGAAGAUAUAGCAGGUGAUGAUGAGAUUUGUGAGAAAAAGCUUGACAGCAUUCAAGUAGUUAGAAAUAUAAACACAUCGUGAAAUUAACAUAUCUAAUGCUACGAACAGAUUCAAAAUACAAAAACAGGUGGAUAACCUUGGAUUUAGCUCAUCUUGACAAGAUGGAUGCCUCAACUAUAUGGCGGCAAAUCAACGCGACUCUUCAUACAAAAGAGUCCGCAAAGGUGCUAACUUUGCCCAUACACAAUGGGGGAAACCUUUGCGAGGGGCGUGAUUGCUCCCUUACAACUCAGUACAUGGAAAGUCCAUCAAAUAUCACCAAUCAAUCAGAGAUAUUGAACCAAGACGUACAUUAUAACUGGAUGGUGCUGUUCUUGGGCAUUCUGGUGAUAGCAGGAAUGCUGGGAAAUAUUCUGGUGAUAGUGGCGGUCUCUGUUGAGCAAAAACUACAUAAUGUGACCAAUUAUUUUCUGUUGUCAUUAGCUGUUGCAGACUUGUUGGUAUCUGUGAUAGUGAUGCCACUGGCCAUGAUGCAACUGUUUCUAGGGUCGUGGACAUUAGGCAUCGUUCUUUGUGAUAUCUACGUAACAUGUGAUGUGCUGAUGUGUUCAUCUUCAAUAAUUCACAUGUGCACCAUCUCUCUAGACCGCUACUUAGGAAUUCGCCACCCGCUACGGUACCGCAGCAAAUCGCGCAGUUACGUCUGUGUUAAGAUAAUCAUUGUAUGGUUCAUUUCCUUUGUCGUAUGUUGUCCAAUCACAGUGCUGGGAAUUGCGCAUCACGAACAUAUUCUCCAGGAUAAAUUUUGCUCGAUACAAAAUAAGCCAUUCAUGUUGUAUGGAUCGAUAGCUGCAUUUUUCAUUCCGCUGGUCAUUAUGGUUGUUACUUACAUCCUCACAGUGAAAUUAUUACAGAAACAAGUGCAAAUGUAUAAAAGAAAGAGCAAGGAGGGCCAGGUUCUUAUACGACGCUCAGGAGCAAAACCCAAACGACGAUUCAGAAAACCCCCGAUUGAUGUUUGCCGUCCAAUAUGUACCAAUGAAAAAGAAGCAACAGGUUAUCGAAAUGGGAACUUGGGCAAUUACAAUAAUAAUCAAGGUAGUUCAAACAUAACACUGAACGAUCACCAUCAACACCCUUUUCUUCAUCAAAUAGACAACCAUACUCAUCAGUUGACAGCACAACUGCACUAUAGUUCCUCUGGAACAGAGUCCAAGGAUUCUUCACCUCCAACACCACCGCCACCCAGCCCCUUUAACCAACGCCCACGAAGCAUGGGAAUGUUUGAAAAGGGGUCAAGUAGCCAGGAUGUCAACAACCUAUCGCACAGUGACAACAUAAAUGGAGUCCUCCCUCAUCGAGCAAGAGCACAUACCGUCAGCCACGAACCGAGUAAUUUCGACGCCAUUACUACAGAGGAAGAUGCCUCGAAUCGAGGUUCAAGUAAUUCUGUGGAUUCGGGCCAAAGUCCAUUUCGCAAUGGUACCAGUUCUCGAAGAGCUCGAGACUUGUGGCACAAACCCAGUAUGGCUUUGCGAGCAGCCAAUAUUAUGAUAAACCACAGACGAGAAAAAGUGAAAACUGUACGGACAGAACAGAAGGCGUCAAAGGUGCUAGGAAUCGUGUUUGUGGUAUUUGUAGUGUGCUGGGCACCCUUCUUUAUCACAAACUUCAUGACCCCGUUAUGCAAAGCAUGUCACUUUAGCGAGAACCUGAUCACCGUGUUUGUGUGGCUAGGGUAUGCCUCAAGCAUACUGAACCCUCUGAUCUACACCGUGUUUAACAAGACAUUCAAGGACACCUUUGUGGACCUUCUCCUCUGCCGUUACAGUAAAAAACACAAACUUAGCAAAUUGUACUCUCUCAGUUUUCUGAAUGCUCAUGCCGCAGCUUGGGCAGGGCGGAGCAUUCCUUCCAGCUAUAAAAAGAAACUAAGUUUACGAAAAAGCAAGGAAGCGUCAACAGUGACUACAAACAUAUGAUAAGAACUGACUGAAUCACAAGGUGUAAUUUUUUUUUAAAUAAUCAAUUUAACUUAAUGCCAUAGUUUUUCUCACUGACCACAAACACAUGAUGACGUGAGUACAGUUUGACUUUUAAAUUAUUUAUGAACAGUUAAUAUUACUUACAGCAUUUUGAGAAACAAAAGCAUUUCAGAUUUCUAUGUUCUAGAAGAUUUUGUACUAGAAAAUAAUGCUGUUGCAAUUACCAUUACAAGAAUUCUGCAGUUCUCAGGAUAUGAUCACUGCUUUUAUUCUUCAUUGUUGACUGCUUGACCCAUAGUUAACUUGACCACAAUUGCAAGUGACCAACAGUUUGAUGAAAUUAGCAAAGAAGAAUAAAAGCUUGAAUCUCAAACUAAAAACUGUAUUUAUUAAGGGAAAAAAA
Lingula anatina is the source of this 3928-nucleotide messenger RNA. Its product is annotated as D(2) dopamine receptor A. NCBI's taxonomy places the organism in Eukaryota, Metazoa, Brachiopoda, Lingulata, Lingulida, Lingulidae. Gene Ontology annotation, cellular component: plasma membrane. Gene Ontology annotation, molecular function: G protein-coupled receptor activity. Gene Ontology annotation, biological process: positive regulation of MAPK cascade; adenylate cyclase-activating adrenergic receptor signaling pathway. The record is from RefSeq and is a predicted model, not a curated record.